Molecule: messenger RNA, 4905 nt
Organism: Entelurus aequoreus (snake pipefish)
Lineage: Eukaryota; Metazoa; Chordata; Actinopteri; Syngnathiformes; Syngnathidae
Gene: mib2
Product: MIB E3 ubiquitin protein ligase 2
Exons: 19
Coding region: 327-3236 (969 amino acids)
Biological process (GO): protein ubiquitination
Cellular component (GO): cytoplasm
Molecular function (GO): protein binding; ubiquitin-protein transferase activity; zinc ion binding
Source: RefSeq, a predicted model, not a curated record
AGGCAUCACUGGCCGUGACGUCACGCAUGGGCGUGUUGUCAUGGCUAUGCGCUGCGAAGCUCCCCCAGUUCAGUACACAUUUGCGUCAAAAGCAUCCAUGUCAGCGUUGGUCGGAGGCCGAGACAUGGAAUUAUUGGUUGCCACAGAUUAGACACUCUUGACAAAGAGCCGUCUCCCCUGAUCUGCUCCCGGCAAGCCCCCUGGUAGCCUCCCUGCCUGGGCUAUCAUCAGCACGGGUCAGAGGUGCCUCUGGCAAGGCCUUGAGGCGGAGCACCGGCGGAAGAAACAGCGCUGCCAGGUCUCGGCCUUUGGACAGAGGCAGCAGCAUGGAGGUGGGCAUGCGUGUGGUGCGCGGCCUGGACUGGAAAUGGGGAAACCAAGAUGACAGUGAGGGCCAUGUGGGGACCGUGGUGGAAAUCGGGCGGCAGGGCAGCACCACCACGCCAGACAAGACAGUGGUGGUUCAGUGGGACAGCGGCACAAGAACCAACUACCGCACUGGAUACCAGGGUGCCUAUGACUUGCUGCUGUAUGACAAUGCACAGAUUGGGGUGCGCCACUCCAACAUCAUCUGCGACAGCUGCAAGAAGCACGGCAUCAUGGGAAUGCGAUGGAAGUGCAAAGUGUGCUUUGACUAUGACCUGUGCACACAGUGUUACAUGAACAACAAACAUGACCUGAGCCAUGCGUUUGAGCGCUACGAGACGGCACACUCUCAGCCAGUAAGCUUGGCACCGAGGCAGAACCUUCCGCGCAUCAUCCUCAAAGGAAUCUUCCAGGGGGUUAAGGUGGUUCGUGGACCUGACUGGGACUGGGGAAACCAAGACGGCGGGGAGGGUAAGGUUGGGAAGGUAGUGGAUAUUCGUGGCUGGGAUACAGAAUCCGGUCGCAGCGUGGCUAGUGUGACCUGGACUAAUGGCACCACCAAUGUCUACCGAAUGGGGCAUAAGGGCAAAGUUGACCUCAAGUACGUGUCGGACGGCCAAGGAGGCUUCUACUACAAAGACCACUUACCAAAGCUCGGAGAGCAUGCAGAGCUGCAGCGCCAGGAGAGUGCUGAUGGCCACUCCUUCCAGCAGGGGGAUAAAGUCAAAUGUCUCUUGGAGGUGGACAUUCUGCGACAGAUGCAGGACGGCCACGGGGGAUGGAAUCCCAAAAUGGCAGAGUACAUUUGCCGCGUCGGGACAGUUCAUAGAAUCACUGACCGGGGGGACGUCAGAGUCCAGUACAGCAACAACAUCCGCUGGACUUUUCAUCCCGGGGCCCUCACCAAGGUGAACACGUUUGGAGUUGGCGAACUAGUGCGAGUGUUGGAGGACAUAGAUAGUGUGAAGAGGUUGCAGGCCGGCCACGGAGAAUGGACAGACAGUAUGGCUCCUGUGCUUGGUCAGGUCGGCAAGGUGCUGAAAAUGUACGCAGACGGCGACCUGCGCGUGACGUUCGGAGGCCACACGUGGACGUUCAACCCAGCAUGCCUCUCGGCACAGCCUGGGGACAUGGACGCCAACCUCAUGACGGCCGAGAACCCCAACGAAUCUGGAAGUACAGUCAUCUCUGUGCUCGAGAAACUGCUGUCUCAGUCUGCAGAGCAGGACAAUCCCAGCCGGCUGGUCAUUGAGGCAGCACACGGCAGUGCCAAUAAAGUGCGGGAGUUCCUGCAAAAGUAUCCUGACAAGGUGGACAUCAAGAACCAGGGCAAGACUGCACUGCAGGUGGCUGCACACCAAGGCCACAUGGAGGUGGUGAAGGCCCUGCUUCAGGCCAACGGCUCCAUCGAAGUCAAAGAUGAAGAUGGAGACACGGCGCUGCAUUACACUGCCUUUGGUAAUCAGGCCGAGAUUGCACGGCUGUUGUUGAGCAAAGGAGCAAACGUUAAUCUCUUGAACAACUCCAUGUGCACGUCACUCCACAUCGCUGUCAACAAGGGCUUCAUCGACGUAGUCCGCGUGCUCAUCGAACAUUCAGCCGACGUCAAUCUCCAGGAUUCUUACGGAGACACACCGUUGCACGAUGCCAUUGCUAAAGAUCUCCGCAAUAUCAUCGAGAUCCUGGUCGCGGUGCCCAACAUUGACUUUACUCAUCAGAACCACAGAGGAUUUAACCUCUUGCACCAUGCUGCACUCAAAGGAAACAAACUGGCCACGGAGAAGAUUCUAGGCCGAGCGCGACAGCUUGUGGAUGUUAAGAAGGAGGACGGCUUCUCCGCCUUGCAUCUGGCCUCCCUCAAUAAUCACCAGGAAGUUGCUGAGAUCCUCAUUAAAGAGGGCCGCUGCGACAUCAACAUCCGCAACAACCGCAACCAGACGCCGCUGCAACUGGCGGUGACGCAGGGCCACACCAACCUGGUCCAGCUGCUUGUAGCCGAGGGCGCCGACGUGAACAUGGAGGACGAGGACGGCGACACCGCCAUGCACGUGGCCCUGCAGCGACCGCAGCUGGCCAACGUGAUGCUGAGCCCCCCUGUGGGAAGCAGCAGUAGCAGCACAGAGGAGAGCGACGAGGGAUGUGCCUCCACGUCACUCUACUGCAGGCUCAAUGCGUCUGGUCUUCUGGGGACUACCGAGCUCAGCGUUGGAGCGGCCAUCGCUUGCUUCCUAGCGCAGGAAGGGGCUGACAUCAGCUAUGCCAACCACAAGGGCAAGAGCCCCCUGGACCUGGUAGCAGACAGUGCCAUGCUGCAGCUCAUUAAGAGCUUCUCGGAGAAGUACAGGUUGCAGCAUCUGCAGGCUAUUACAAGCGGCCAGGGCCCGAGCACAGCUAACCUGCGGCGCGUUCACACCACCCCCAACACCAUGACCAAUUUGGUUUUUCCCACUCCUCCGGGGCCCAGUGAAUGCCUCAUCUGUUCAGAGCUGGCUCUGCUGGUGCUCUUCUGCCCUUGCCAGCACAGUGUGGCCUGUGAAGAGUGUGCCCAUCGAAUGAAGAAAUGCAUUAAAUGCCAAGUAACAAUCACCAAGAAAAUUCGACAAGCUAUCCUAACGCUUGGUCCUCCAGACCAGACCGAGGUAGACUGCAGCCCCGGCACGGAGAACUCUGAGCAGCACAACCUGCUGGAGCAGCUCCAGUCUCGCUACCGGCAGAUGGAGGAGCGCAUCACCUGCCCCAUCUGCAUCGACAACCACAUCAAGCUGGUCUUCCAGUGCGGACACGCCUCCUGCAUCGACUGCAGCGCCGCCCUCAAGACCUGCCCCAUCUGCCGGCAGACCAUCCGCGAACGGAUCCAGUUGUUUGUCUGAGGGGGUGGAAUCCAAAGAGCAAGUAAGGGGAGGGGAAACGACCCAGUUAUGAUCCUUAUUCUUUGACUCUCUCCACCACGACCUGUUGCUGCUCUCACGUGGGUGUCUGUUACCCAUCAUCCUCUCGUCUGGCUGGCCGGGCCUCUUCUGUUUACACGGCUGCACAGAACGAGCCCCCCACCCCACCCCCCGUCCUGUGAAUUUACCCAGUUUGGAUAUGGUAAUAAUCAGUAUUAGUCUCCGCAGAGGGCGCUCUAAGUACAAUAUAUAGUCCCCCACCACUCGCCGCUUGUAUACAAGGGGGAUAGUACACACUAUACAGUAUAUGCAUGACUAUAUGCAUAUUGUAAAGCUAUAAUGAGUGAUUUUUGUCAUCGUCGUCGGGUUUUAUUUCUUUGCGUUACAGAGUUUAUUUAUGCGUGAAAGGUGGUGUAACUUUGUGAUGUCCUUCUUCAGUUGCUUGGCGGGGAGACGGAAAAAAAAGAAAACAAAGCUUCUACUGAAAUAUACACACCCAAGCCUAUUGUCCUCUUACUCAGGGUCUUUGCAAAAGCACUUGUUUGUGAUGAUAUCCAUUAAACGGUUCCCCGUCCCACACAGAACGACCCCCCCCCCCCCCCCGAAAGGUGUCAUUAAUGAAUCCAUGAAUGUUUGCUUCUACAACAAAGAAAAGGAUAGAACAGCAACAAAAAAAAAAAGCACCUGUCCACACUGUUUGUGUAUUUACUGCCCAACAGAGAGCAUCCACUGUUCCGCCUAGCAACAAGAUAAAUGUGUUUUUUUAUUUAUCCAACCGAGGUAUUGUAGCGUAAGGAGAUGUUACUUUCCUGCUGGUGUCAUUUCACAAGAAAGGAUUGUAUACUUCAUAUUUCGUGUGUUGUUUUCUUGAAGGGCUUCUGCUUAUGAUUUAAAAACAACAUUUUUUUGGGUUGUCAUGUUUAUUUGGCUUUGUUGAAUCCCGCAUUUUUGGGAAUGUGUACAUUUUGAAUGUCGGGGGUAGGGAUGAUGAUGACGACGUCUCACUCUGCCUUUUUUUUUUCCUUUUUAAAGGUGAAGAAAAGUUUUAAGAGAGAGGAAGAACACUGCGGGGUGUUGACUUGGAACAAAGUACUUUAACAUCAGUGCCAAAUUGCACGAGGUUGGCGGAGCUGCGAUAUCCAUCUAGAUUUGAAAGAAACAAGUCAUAUUUUGUGCUACAAAGUAAGGGAUUGCACACUUUCAGGCAGUACAUUUUAAAAGAAUAUAUUUCCCCUUAAUCGGUUUAAAGAAAAAUCAGUUCAUUUUGCCUUUGACUUCAUUCAAGUUAGCUCAGCCGGUUUGAAUCGUGUUUUUUUUUUUUUAAACCCCCACAUAUUUAUACUUGAAUCAAUCUAAGUGGGAUUAUUCAAAAUCCAGAUUGUCUGUUAAUGGGUUUUUCAGUUGAGGGCAAGAGCAAAGAAGUGGUGAACAUAUUUAUGUUUUUUUUUUCUUCCCCCAAUUGUCCCCGUGGAAGGAGGUAGCUGUGAUGGUGAUGUAUAAACCUACUACUCGAGCAGCAAAUGUUACUCUGUGUUUGUACAGUUCAGCUGUCGGCCUUACUGUCUCUUCCUCCUCUGUUGUAUGUUUGCUCACUUUUAUUCUGUACAAAAAUAUUUUGCAAUAAAUAUGGAACACUUUUCUAAGGACAUGG